Messenger RNA from Tetrapisispora phaffii CBS 4417, 2529 nucleotides. It is a transcript of the gene APC2, whose product is annotated as anaphase promoting complex subunit 2. Gene Ontology annotation, cellular component: anaphase-promoting complex. Bases 1 to 2529 code for a protein of 842 amino acids. Lineage: Eukaryota; Fungi; Ascomycota; Saccharomycetes; Saccharomycetales; Saccharomycetaceae. The record is from RefSeq and is a predicted model, not a curated record. The transcript has a single exon.
AUGCAAUAUACAGAGGUGGAUUCUAUUGUAGGGAAUAUUUAUGAGUUAGUUGAUAGCAAGAGUUGUGGUUCUUCUGAUGACAUUGAUUCUUUGCUAGAUUGGCUGAAUCCAAAUGAUCCCAAGAGUAACCAUCAGUUGAAACCGCCAACUAUACGUUUAAAAAAGGUUAUCAAGAAGAUAUUACUUGAUGUAAAUACUUUAGGUGAUUAUGACUCAAUAGAGACAUUGAAUAGUUUACUUCGAUAUUAUUACAUUUUUCAAGUUAGGCUGAAUUUUUUUAGUAAUUUGCAAUCUAUUACUUAUUUUAAAGAUAUCAUAAAAUUAGAAAAAUAUUACGAGUUUCCAAUCCUACAUGUUCCAAUAUUUUUGAACAACAAUUAUAUCUGGGAAACUGAGUUAAACAAGAUAAGACAUUAUUUAUUAAGAACAAACUUAACAUUCAGAAGUAAUUUAAUAAAUCGACUAAAAAAAUUAGUAAAAGAAGAUGAUUUUGACUUAGCACAAGAAAUCAUUAAGUGGUCAAAUGAAGCUAACUUCAGUUUACUUUCAUCAAAACAAAUCAUUUUAAAUGCAUUACUGGACAAAAUAACAAUGUACGCCGAUAAACAAUUUACCAAUGCAUGGAGCCAAAGAUUUAUUAUCAUGGAAACAUACAACAAGUUCAUAAACAAAUAUUGGAGUAACUUUGCAGUUCUCUUAAAUUGCGCUGAGGAUGAUCAUGAAAUUACAAAAGUAUUGUAUAAAUAUUUUGAAAAACAAUUCUUAAGAAUCAGAUCUGAAGAAAUAUUCGAUAUUUGCGUCAUAUCUUAUCCAGAUUCAAAACCAACCAUUAUGGAAUUAAGAGGAUUAUUGACACAAUCCAAAAUAUCCACAAAUAUACUAAUACGAUUAUUAUCCGAAUUUCAAUUGAAGGUUUUAAAUUUAAGUAUUCCCACUUGUACCAUUUUAAUUGCAUAUAUCAAGACUGUCAAAUCUUUAUUAAUUUUAGAUCCAACAAGUCGUUAUUUACAAUCAUUCACAUCCUUCACUAAUCCAUAUUUACAACAGAAAAGUGAUAUUAUUUACAUUCUGCUCUUUGCGAUAUUAGAUUUACGAACGGAUGAUAUCAAAACUAAUCCAAUAGUAAAGGUCGAUCAAAAUUUAUUGAAAUUGCUUUCAGAGGAACUAAGAGAGUCACACUUUGGUAUUAACUUAAACUUCUCAGAUGUUGAUAUUUCGGAUAACCUCGAAAAUGGCAAUAACAAUAAGAAUAUCUCACAACUGGACUAUGCAGGUCAGGAAUCUUCUCAACUCCUAUAUAGUCAAAUUUUAAACAGAGCUCUUACCUGGCUUCCUGAAUCUAAAUUAGUUUCACCUAAUAAAUCAAUUAAAAUGAUGAGGAAAAAAAACCUGCUAGAUAUUCUUUUUGCAAUAUUUGAUGAUCAUGAAUUGUUUCUAAAGAGAUUUGUAGAACUUUUAAAACAAAAGUUGUUUGUUAUCAAGGGUUAUAAUUUGGAAGAAUCUUGGGUGCAAUGUUUACGAUUAUUUAAAACUAAAUUUUCUCCUAACUCGUUAGAUGAUGCUCCAACAUCAACUAAUUUGGAGACCCUUACUGGAAAUAACGACAGUAUGUACAUGACUAAUAUAGAUGUUAUGCUAUGGGACAUGAGAGGUAGUAAAAAGCUUACUGAACAAAUGCAUCUUAUUGAUGAACUAGAUAACAGAAUAAAUUUGAAAAUUAUAUCAUCUUUAUAUUGGCAAUACGAUAUGAAGAAUGAAAAACGGAAAACGUAUUACGGCUUAUUAAAUAAAAUGGAUCAAACACUUUUCAAUCAAUUAGAUAAAUAUAGUAAGCUAUAUUCAAGAUUGAAACCAGGUAGGGUUUUAAAUUUAUUGACAGAUCAGUCCACGAUAGAAAUUGAUUUUAAUUUUGAAGACAAUAGGACCGUUACAUGCGAAUGUACAUUUGAAAAUUAUAUGUCAAUAUGUCCAUUUCUUGAAAACGAAGGAACAUCUUCAUACACACUAGAGGAAUUAUCAAUUAUAACAUCAUUUGGAUUAGAAGAUUUAAAGAUAUCAUUGAAAUUUUGGCUGGACCAAAAAAUUCUUUAUUUCGAUGGGAAAACGUACAGACCGUUAGAGUACUUGGAUAGGUCUGAGAUUAUAAUCGAAUCUCCAGAAUCGAAUAAUGUCAAUAGCGUUAUGUCCAUCACUAACAAUCCACUCAAUGGAUUCGCCAUUUUAGGUAAAGGAAAUGAUACAAUUGACAGACCAUCACAAGAGAACAUUACAAAAUGUACACCUGAUCACGAUAAAACUUUUAAUGCAACAAGCCAGGAAGUCUCAAAAAUAAAAGAGUACGUUUUAAGUAUUCUUACAAAUUUAGGAGAGCAAAAUAUCGAGAAAUUAUAUAAUGUCCUUCAAACUACUUCUCAUGAUACUGCAAUUAAGAAAGUAAGUUCCGUCACGUUAGAAAACAUCGUGACGGAACUAGUCGAAAACGGCCAGAUUUUGUGUCUUCCAAACGGUUUGUAUCAAUUACCUGAAUAA